AUGGAUUUGAAGAGUUUUGGUGAAGAAAGUUUUGAUCCUAAACAGUGGAUUAAUAAAGCUUGGAGAUCUAAUAGCAACCAAGAAAAAGAGAUAUUUGUUGCCAACACUGUGACAAGGCUGCAGUUAUAUAUGAAACAAUUGACCAAUUCUCUAGAUGAAACUACUACACAGAUUGUCACAUCCAUUCCUCGCAUAAUGCAAGAUGCGUCAUCGUUGCAACUUGAAGGUGCUCUACUGCAGCAAAAGCUGCUUUCCUUAGAACAGAAGGUGCAAAGCGUAGAAGAGCAAACAGGACAUUCUAUAGAAAGCCUGCAGAAGAUUGACUCGCUUAAGAGUCGUUUGGAGAGUGCAGCGUCAGCACUACGCGAGGCUGAUAAGUGGGCUGCUUUAGCAACUUCCUUAGAAGAUAUUCUGGAUUCAGGCGUACCUACACAGGGAGAUAAGUUGGCUGAACUGUGUGAUCAGGUCGCAGCGAUGACUGCCAGUCUUGAAGUACUCAGUGAUGCUCCAGAUUAUGAGACGAAACGAUUACAGCUAGAGACUUUGUAUAACAGGUUAGAGGCUGCUGUUAGCCCUCCUCUCAUCGAGGCCCUCACUCAAAUGGAUGCUGAGCGUACGUCUCGUUACGUGACACUGUUCAGCGGCAUGUGUCGCGGCGUGUCGGUGUGUCGCUGCUGGCGCCGCGCCGCCGCCCAGCGCCUCGCCCUCGCCUGGCGCCGCCUCGACGCGCACUCCGUGGCCGCGCUCGGCAGGCUGCUGGCGGGCGAGGCGGCGCGACAGGUGAGUGUCGCCUCGUGUGUCGCCUCACGCGCACUCCGUGGCCGCGCUCGGCAGGCUGCUGGCGGGCGAGGCGGCGCGACAGGUGAGUGUCGCCUCGUGUGUCGCCUCACGCGCACUCCGUGGCCGCGCUCGGCAGGCUGCUGGCGGGCGAGGCGGCGCGACAGGCUGCUGGCGGGCGAGGCGGCGCGACAGGUGAGUGUCGCCUCGUGUGUCGCCUCACGCGCACUCCGUGGCCGCGCUCGGCAGGCUGCUGGCGGGCGAGGCGGCGCGACAGGUGAGUGUCGCCUCGUGUGUCGCCUCGUGUGUCGCCUCACGCGCACUCCGUGGCCGCGCUCGGCAGGCUGCUGGCGGGCGAGGCGGCGCGACAGGCUGCUGGCGGGCGAGGCGGCGCGACAGGUGAGUGUCGCCUCGUGUGUCGCCUCACGCGCACUCCGUGGCCGCGCUCGGCAGGCUGCUGGCGGGCGAGGCGGCGCGACAGGUGAGUGUCGCCUCGUGUGUCGCCUCGUGUGUCGCCUCACGCGCACUCCGUGGCCGCGCUCGGCAGGCUGCUGGCGGGCGAGGCGGCGCGACAGGCUGCUGGCGGGCGAGGCGGCGCGACAGGUGAGUGUCGCCUCGUGUGUCGCCUCACGCGCACUCCGUGGCCGCGCUCGGCAGGCUGCUGGCGGGCGAGGCGGCGCGACAGGUGAGUGUCGCCUCGUGUGUCGCCUCACGCGCACUCCGUGGCCGCGCUCGGCAGGCUGCUGGCGGGCGAGGCGGCGCGACAGGCUGCUGGCGGGCGAGGCGGCGCGACAGGUGAGUGUCGCCUCGUGUGUCGCCUCACGCGCACUCCGUGGCCGCGCUCGGCGGGCUGCUGGCGGGCGAGGCGGCGCGACAGGUGAGUGUCGCCUCGUGUGUCGCCUCACGCGCACUCCGUGGCCGCGCUCGGCAGGCUGCUGGCGGGCGAGGCGGCGCGACAGGCUGCUGGCGGGCGAGGCGGCGCGACAGGUGAGUGUCGCCUCGUGUGUCGCCUCACGCGCACUCCGUGGCCGCGCUCGGCAGGCUGCUGGCGGGCGAGGCGGCGCGACAGGUGAGUGUCGCCUCGUGUGUCGCCUCACGCGCACUCCGUGGCCGCGCUCGGCAGGCUGCUGGCGGGCGAGGCGGCGCGACAGGCUGCUGGCGGGCGAGGCGGCGCGACAGGUGAGUGUCGCCUCGUGUGUCGCCUCACGCGCACUCCGUGGCCGCGCUCGGCAGGCUGCUGGCGGGCGAGGCGGCGCGACAGAUUGGCUAACCAACGUCCUGAAGUCUGAGACUCCGCUGGCAGAGCUAGUGAGGCUGUACACAGAUUUGUUGCUGUCUCUGGAACCAUCGCCCACCAAGGUAGUAUCAGCCAACUUGAAACUGUGUUCGAAUCCAGACGAAGGUAUUCUUCUUCUGACAGACUUGCGUACAGACAUAGACGACUUCGUCAGUUGUAUUCAAGGGGUUAUUGACGCACCACGACAGAAUAAAGAAAUUCUGCCGCCCGCCACUCUAAGAGAGUUCGGGCGAGCUGUAUACGGACCUCUGAGAGAACUGCUGCCCAAGUAUACAGAGAUGCAGGCCCAACUCCUCAUUACCAACCUGCAGGACCCACAACUUAAACAGGAGGAUCUUCUAGAACAAUCCAGAGCGAUCUUAGUGGUAGCCGAGCGCUGCGAGGGCUGGCUGUCCACAGCUCAUAGCAAGGCUAAGAAGAUAGCGGGCGAUGCUAUGUAUGCCGUUUAUAUGCCCGCCGUUGAGAGCUUCGUUUCGACCCUAUCCAACGUUAUAUCGUCACACAGCCGUCGGAUCGAGUCGACGUUCCUGGCGGCGGUGACCAACAGCCAGGCCACGGGCGUGCUCUGCGCCAGCUUCCCAGCAUCGCUGCUUUUGGAGUCCGCUGUCACCACCAUACUGGACACACUGGCCAAUGGACAUAAAGACGAGGAAAUAGUUAACGUAGAUCCCCUGCAUGAUCUGCCAACACUACUCCUGGAGUCGGAAGUUCGCAAUCGGUUGUCUUCGUUCAGGGACGAGCCCGUAGCGUCCGUGGCCGUGCUGCGACGCACCAAGGAUCAGCUCAGGAAUUUAGCCAGAGCUGUACUGAGGAAUCCUGUAGAUUUGCAAUUAGACAAGAUACCGCAGCUAUCGGUGUGGAGCAACAACGAUGCGCUUGCGACGGACCUGCCAGACUUCGCCCUGUCGCCGCAGGAGUAUAUCACUGAGAUCGGUCAGUACCUGAUGACGUUGCCGCAGCAUCUCGAAAUGCAUCUAUCGGAGAAACAGGCGCCUUUGCAGUUCUUAUCUGAUGUAUGUACGCACACAUGCGAGGUGUACGCCGAGAAGAUCCUGAAUAUAAGAAAUAUGGAUGCUUUGGGCACCAAACGAUGUCUUAAUGAUAUAGUGUAUUUGUCAAGCGUGGUGGAAGACCUGGGCAGCGCCAUCACUCCAGCCCUCAGGAACUUGGAGAAGUCACUGCGAGCUGCCACUCCUAGCCAACCGGCCGAAUCCUAG
This is a messenger RNA of Arctia plantaginis, 3291 nucleotides long. NCBI's taxonomy places the organism in Eukaryota, Metazoa, Arthropoda, Insecta, Lepidoptera, Erebidae. The record is from the annotation of a GenBank genome assembly.